Trichosporon asahii var. asahii CBS 2479 is the source of this 753-nucleotide messenger RNA. RefSeq lists its product as uncharacterized. Lineage: Eukaryota; Fungi; Basidiomycota; Tremellomycetes; Trichosporonales; Trichosporonaceae. The record is from RefSeq and is a predicted model, not a curated record. Bases 1 to 753 code for a protein of 250 amino acids. The transcript has 2 exons.
AUGACCGUGCUCCUCCUCUCCGCCCUUCUCGCCACACCCGCUCUCGCCCAGACGCCCUCCGGUGCCAAUCCGGCUCUGGUGUCCUGCACCAACUUCGACGCGUGCCCCGACACCUGGACCUGUGUCGGCGUGAACUGCUGUCCGCCUUGGAUGAGUAUCGAGGACUGCUCCAAGUUCAACGGCAUUGGCCCUCAUCAGGGAGACGACUGGGAUGAUGCCGACGACUGGGACAAGAAGAACGGCAACAACAAUGAUGGCGAUGAUGAUGACGAUGACGACGAUGAUGACGACCGUAAGUCCUCUGCACCAUCCCCGAGCACAGUGCUUAGUGAAGUUCUCCCCGGCGUGUUUAACAGGCCCUCUGGGACCGCGAACGUGACUGUCGUGCCUUCUGCCACAGCGACGGCGGAUGGUGACGACGACGACCACAACGACGACAACGAUGACAACGAUGACAACGAUGACGGCAACGACGACAACGACGUCGAUGAUGACGAUGGAAAUGACUCUGACGAUGAUAAUGAUAAUGAUAAGGCGACACCGAAGGUCACCGCCAGCCCCUCAUUGAGCGCUUCAGUCAAGGAAACGCCGGCCAUUGCACUCAGCCCCAGCCCUAGCGCUGCGGCCAGGAGCUCGGCCGCUGCUGCACCGGGCAGUGCUGGUGCGAAUGCUGACUCUGGAGCUACUAGCCAGAGUGGCAUUAGCCUCAUUCUCACUGCUCUCGUCCUCGGUGUCGUAGGAUGGGGAUGGUGA